This is a messenger RNA of Danio aesculapii, 2549 nucleotides long. It is a transcript of the gene lrrfip2, whose product is annotated as leucine rich repeat (in FLII) interacting protein 2. The transcript is spliced from 28 exons. Lineage: Eukaryota; Metazoa; Chordata; Actinopteri; Cypriniformes; Danionidae. The record is from RefSeq and is a predicted model, not a curated record. The coding region runs from base 143 to 2398 and encodes 751 amino acids. Gene Ontology annotation, biological process: regulation of DNA-templated transcription.
GCGCUCGCUCACUGGUCAGGCGGGAGCGCGCUCGGGUCCCAGUCAGUCAGUCAGAACCGACCCGAGUCUCGAGCGGAAUACUGACGGACAGAAACGAAUAUUAGGGGAAGCAAGUGGAUCAGGCUGUGGAGUUGCUGCUGACAUGGGGACGCCAGGAUCAGGACGAAAACGGGCCCCGGUUAAAGACCGUUUCUCAGCGGAGGAUGAGGCUCUGAGCAGCAUCGCCAGAGAGGCGGAGGCCAGGCUUGCUGCGAAGAGAGCUGCUCGAGCAGAGGCCCGGGAAAUUCGUAUGAAAGAACUGGAACGACAACAGAAAGAGCUUUCUUACCAUCAGCACUCCUCCUCUAGCAGGAAAUGGGGGCAAAUCCACCAAUGGAUGGCCGAUACAGAAAAGGCCCGUCAUGGUCAUCAUUCCAGUAGCCACAGUCGACGGGGAUUAAAUGAUGACACGGCAUCUGUCCGGAGUGUUGGAAGUUACAGGUCAAACUCAUCAUCUUUACGAGACUUGAGCAGUUCUCAUCGCUCUAGUCGGGUUAAUUCUUCCAGGAGAAGAGACGUUGUGUCUGGUGUCUCCGGUAGUUCCUCUUUGAAGAGCUCCCUCUCCACUAGCUCUGUAUAUAAUGAUCUUCACAAAAAAACUGUUGGCAGUAGCUCCAAAAAGGACCUUCUGACUGGACUGUAUCACGACCAAAGAAACUACACAAGCUUAAAGAACUCCAAACCUCCUCCUUCUACCGCCUCUACUUAUACACCACGGGCUUCAUCCAGCAGCAGCUCUGCAGGUCUGACGCGCAGCUAUAGUGUGGCCUCCAUAUGUGAUGAUGGUCUGUAUGGCUCAUAUAGUUCCAAAGCUCCCUCUGAAUGCAGCUGGUAUUCCUCUGGUGCCAGUUCUACCCGCAGUAGCCCCGUGUCAUCUUCUGAUGAUGAUUCAGCCAGUACUGUCUCCCAGAGUCGACGUGGGAGAAGGGAUAGUGUGCUAUCUGAUUUCUCUGAUAUCUCCGAAACGGCUGCUGAUUAUUUCAGCCGCUCUAAUCGCAGAGGCAGUGUUGUCUCUGAUCUUGAUGAUCUGAGCAUCCCAGACCUGGACUGUCUCGAUGAGAAAAGUGACAAGCAGUUUACAGACUACAGCCGGCCGUCCUCUCGAUGUGCUACACCGGCUCUCUCCGCUGCUGCUCUGGCAUCAUUAGGAGGCAGCUCUUCCAGAAGAGGCAGUGGAGAUGCCGGAAGUGUCAUAAUGGACUCAGAGGCCUCUAUUAGCGAAUUAAGGGACAUCUAUGAUCUAAAGGACCAGAUUCAGGAUGUAGAGGGCCGAUACAUGCAGGGUCUUAAAGAGCUGAAGGAAUCUCUGUCAGAAGUGGAGGAGAAGUACAAGAAGGCCAUGGUUUCCAAUGCCCAGUUAGACAAUGAAAAAGCAAACCUCAUUUACCAAGUGGACACGCUCAAAGAUGUCAUUGAGGAGAUGGAAGAGCAAAUGUCCGAGCUGCGCAGGGAAACGGAGGACAAAUCAAAGGAGUUAGAGCGACAGAAGCACACAUGUACAGUCCUACAGCACAAACAAGAGGAGCUGAAAGAGGGCAUCCGUCAGAGAGAUGAACUCAUCGAGGAGAACCAGAAAAAUCAGCAAAAGCUAGAUACCCUCACGAGAGAGGUGUUUGACCUCCAGGAAACUGUUAACUGGAAGGACAAAAAGAUUGGGGCCUUAGAGAGACAGAAAGAAUACUUUGAUUGCAUUAGGAUUGAGAGAGAUGAGCUCAGGGAUGAGCUGGCUGACCUCAAAGGGAAAAGCCGAAUGGGAGAGAAACACGGGCUGGUCAUCAUACCCGAGGACACACCAAACGGAGAUGUUAGUCAUGAGUCGCCUACGUCAGGCAUCACUGUUGUGACACAAGAGGCAGCGCAGGUGCUGGAGUCAGCGGGAGAUGGACCUUUGGAUGUAAGACUACGAAAGCUCGCAGAUGAAAAGGAUGAACUUUUGUCUCAGAUCAGAAAACUGAAGAUGCAGCUGGAGGAAGAAAGGCAAAAGCAUGCAAAGAUCGACAGUGUUUACACAGAAGGAGAGCGAAUGGAGAACGGCACUGACCUGCAUUUCAUCGAGAUGCAGAGGGACACCAAUAGACAGAUAAGUGAAUACAAAUUCAAGCUCUCAAAGGCUGAACAGGAAAUGGCAACGAUGGAACAAAAUGUAAACAGACUUGAAGGACAGGUGUCCAGAUAUAAGGCUUCAGCAGAUAAUGCAGAAAAGAUAGAAGAUGAACUGAAAGCUGAGAAGAGAAAACUUCAGAGGGAGCUGCGCACAGCACUAGACAAGAUCGAGGAAAUGGAAAUGACCAACAACCAUCUUGUAAAGCGCCUGGAGAAGAUGAAAGCCAACAGAAAUGCUCUUCUAUCGCAGCAGUGAAGAUGAACUCUCCAGCACUGCACAGUAGGACACCAAAAACAAAACCGCAGGCCCUUUACCUUGUUUUACACCCUACUAAAGCAACAUGGUCAGGGAAGGGAGCCACUAAACCUGAGAAUGUUCUUCUGUUGGUUUUGUUGUUUUUUUUUUU